UUAACAGUUUGGUGCUAUUGGGCCUUAUCCUUAACCUUCGAUUACGGUGUGUUAGUUACUGGUUACCCCACACGAACUCUACCUCAUUCCCAUUUCAUAUAUAUACACAUUCACAAACGUUCAAAUCUUCCACACUGUGUUACGUAACCUAAUCCAAUUCUUCAUCUGUGUCUGCGUUCCUCAUGAAUUUCUUCGCAUCCGUUUUCUCCGACUCCGACAAUGCACACCAAAACGAAUCCCAAGAGGAAGCGAAUCGCGAUUCCUCACUGCUGGAGCGCCGAUCUGAUUCCACCGGCGCCGGUGCGUGGGAAAUCGGCGGUCUGUGGAAAAGGCUGAGCGCGAAAUCAGAAUUGAUCAUUGAGACCUACCGUCGCGACCUGCAAGAAUUCGGCACCGGCUUGAAGAAAGAGAUUGAGGUGGCUCAGGGUUCUCUCGAGACGGUGGGCCACGUCGUCGACCAGUUCGGGAACAGCGUUGCGAAAGGCACCGCUCGCUUUAUAUCUCACGGCAAGGACGCCAUCCCCGUCAAUUCCGGGUCCGAAAAUAAUGUUAAUACCAAAAACAAGCACUGUACAGAAAAAGAGGGCUUCAAUUCGAGGCGCUAUAGUAGGUUCGAGGCUCAAGUUCAGGCCAUUCAAGGUGACGUUAGUACUUACAGCGAAGUGGCUGAGGAUUUAGAGGGGUAUGAGAAGUGGAAAUCGGGGUUUUCGUUGGAGGGGAAGAGUGAAGAAAUGGAAGGGUUGCUGAGAGAGAAUGAGGGUAUGGAGAGUGUUUACAAGAGGGUUGUGCCUAAUGUCGUUGACCGUGAUACGUUUUGGUUUAGGUAUUAUUAUAGAGUUUAUAGGUUUAAGAAAGCUGAGGAUAUGAGGGCUAGGCUCGUGAGGAGAAUGUCGAGGGAGGAGGAGGAGUUGAGUUGGGAUGUUGAAGAUGAUGAUGAUGAUGAGCACAGUGACGAAAAUAAUAAGCGGAAAGAAGAAAAUUCUAGUGGAACAGAGAAAUCGACUGUGGAACAAAUGUAUAAAUCUUUUGAGGAUGGGUCUAAGGAAGGAAAGAGAGGUGAUUUAUUGCAUAGAAGGGGAAGUGGUGAUAAGAAGGAUGAGCCUGUUGGAGAAUCAAAGGUUGACAAGAGUAGCAAGGAAAUGGGUGAUGGAAGCAAGAAAAAAGAGGAUGCAGUGGAUGACACUGUUAACAUGAAUGAUUGUGCUGUAGAUUCUGAUAAGAAAAUGGUCAUGGAACAGACGAUUGAUAAUGGAAAAGAUUCAUCGGUUGAGAAGGAGGAGUACCUUGAGUGGGAUGAGAUUGAGGAUCUUAGUGGAAUUGAUGAAGAGAAGGCAACUCAAACAGGGAGCCCAACCAAAGUUGAUUUGCGGAAGCGCCUCAGUACUGCACAACAACAACAACAAGAAGAAGACUUAAGUUGGGAUAUUGAAGAUGAUGAUGAUGAUAAGCCUCCUAAUGCUAAGGUUUGAGAAAUAAGUGUGGUUUUAAUAACACGAAGUAGCACUCUUUUCUUACUUCUAUAUUUGCAUAGAUUUCUUAGGAUUAUCACUUUCACAUUAUAGAUGUAUGAAAAACAGCAAUUUGUAUUGAUAUGUCGGCGCUUGUUAAUUUUCAUCAUAUGUUAUAUACACAUAUUGGGUGAGUGUCUCCUCUGUACUUGUUCAUUUAUUUGAUAACCAGCAAAUCAAUAAUAGUUUGAAAUUCUCUA
Molecule: messenger RNA, 1708 nt
Organism: Vigna unguiculata (cowpea)
Lineage: Eukaryota; Viridiplantae; Streptophyta; Magnoliopsida; Fabales; Fabaceae
Cellular component (GO): cytoplasm
Source: RefSeq, a predicted model, not a curated record